CCCUCGAUAAAAAAAAGUAGCGACAUCUGUUGAAGAUUGCCGCUUUCCUCCUCUCCUGCCCGUUCUCUCGGCGCUCGGCCCUCCGAUUGGCCGAAUGCUGUCACGUGCUCUCUCGCGUUUUUUUUCUUGCUUGUUUUUUGCUCCCGCCACCAUCGCGGUGCCAGACCAUUGCGAGCCGUGUAUGGAGGCACCACGCAUCGCGUCUCCUUUGCGCUUUUAAGGCGUAGUGUUCGCGAUGCCGUCUUGCUCGGCAUUCGGGUGCAGAACACGCGAAACAGACGGCAAGCGACUCUUCCGGAUUCCAUCAGCGAAGCGAGACGCGGCGCAGAGGAAGGUCUGGCUUCAAAGAAUCAGCCGCGCUGAUUUCAACCCAACACAAUGGUCCCGGCUGUGUGAGGAUCACUUCACGGAUGAUCAAUUUGAGCCGGUGAUUCUGCAGAGCUGUGGCACAAAAAAAUUGAAGCGUCAAGCCGUUCCAUCGCUCUUCGUUCAUCGGAAGCAGCUGAAGCCGAGGAAGCCGCCUGCCAAACGUUCUGGUGUGACAUCUUGCAGCACACAUUUUUCACCAUCACAAGAGAGAAAUGGUGUUGUUGCUGGCUCUGCUGACAGCUUGCCACCGCGCUCAGAGCAAGGCACAGAGGCAUCUUUGGCACCGAGUGGCCUUGAGCUCCUGCUCGCAGCUGUGGACUGCAUUGAUGGCACUGUGCCCUCUUGCGCAACAAAGUCUCCAUUCCAGGAGGACACACAUAAUGUUACCUGCUGCUCGGAUGUAGACUCUACUAGCCCUAUGCUGCAGAGAUCACAGCAGGAUAUACCACCUCCUUUUACAUCUGCUACCCACGAGCUCCUUCCUGAAUCUACAGCUCAAGUUGACGAAUGCUCAGCAGCCUCCUUGCCCAGCCAUACAUCUACAGUGUGCCCAGCCUUACAACUUCCGCAUACAUCUGCUAGUCCCAAGCUGUUUCCUGGAUUCGCAUCCCAAUUUGACGAAUACUCAGCUGCCUCAUUACCCAGCCACACAUGUGCAAUAUGUCCAGGCCUCCAAACCUCUCCUAUAUCUGCUAGCGACAAGCUUCUGCCUGGAUCUGUAGUCCAAGUUGAUGGUGAGGUUUUCUUUUGAAUUCAAAGCAGAUUUUCAAAGUUGAAUAUGAACACUUUCUAUUGCUUAACAAAUAAGACAUGAUGUGACUGCUCUUGCCUUAUGAUUCAAUUUUUGACUUUGUUUCAACUAGG
Dermacentor silvarum is the source of this 1233-nucleotide messenger RNA. RefSeq lists its product as uncharacterized. Gene Ontology annotation, molecular function: sequence-specific DNA binding. The record is from RefSeq and is a predicted model, not a curated record. The transcript has 10 exons. Bases 236 to 1120 code for a protein of 294 amino acids. NCBI's taxonomy places the organism in Eukaryota, Metazoa, Arthropoda, Arachnida, Ixodida, Ixodidae.